Portunus trituberculatus (swimming crab) is the source of this 2349-nucleotide messenger RNA. RefSeq lists its product as uncharacterized. NCBI's taxonomy places the organism in Eukaryota, Metazoa, Arthropoda, Malacostraca, Decapoda, Portunidae. The record is from RefSeq and is a predicted model, not a curated record. The transcript is spliced from 2 exons. Bases 1 to 2349 code for a protein of 782 amino acids. Gene Ontology annotation, molecular function: nucleic acid binding; zinc ion binding.
AUGUGCCUCACUCUGGAGACGCAGAGGGUGUUAGAGCACACAUUACAGGUGUCGCCUACCUCUCUCAAGCCAGUUGAUGAAGUGCUUGACAUUCUCCAGGCUCAUAUACGUGACUCCAACAACGAGGCAUUGGGUCGGCGAGCCUUCACUAGCUGUCGGCAGGCGAGAGGCGAGCCCUUCUCCGAGUUUCUCGUCCGACUGAAGAGCCUGGCGGAGGAAUUCGACAUCUGUAAGGCUCACCACCUGGACUGUAAAGAGGCCUGGAUGAAGCACGGUAUCCUGACAGGCGUCCACGACGAGGAAUUGGUGACCAAGAUUGUGUCCCUCGACGCCGCCUCUACUCUUGCUGACGUCAUCAAUGUAUGCAGGGCCCACGAGGCGACGCGGUCAGCCGCCUCUGCUAUACGUGCCUCACCUACAGUGUCUGCUGUCUCUACGUAUAAACAGACGAAGAAAGCAGCACACAAACCUGGAGUCCCCCCUCGCCAACCUUCACCCACUCAUCAGGUGCCUACCUCCUGCAGCAGCUGCGGCGGGCGAGACCACGGCCCGAAGGGCUGCCCAGCAACAGGUGUUACGUGCAGAGGUUGUGGGAAGACUGGCCACUACGCUUUGAUGCCCAAGUGCCCAGCCAGGCAGUCUACGUGCACUGCUUGUAACCGUCUGGGCCACUUGGAGAAAGUCUGCAAGCAAACCAGGGCAAGGAGGUCUCAUGAGGGCCCACCUGAGGCCUCAUGUCAGUCUCCUAUCAGUACUCGUGAUGACCCGACACCUCCUCCUACUGUACGAGUGGAAGUGUUGCAUGACGGUCACUCUGGUGGUCUGGACUUCAUUCCCGACACUGGUGCCGACACGACGGUCAUCGGCCCACAGCACUUGAGAAUGUUGGGCAUCGACAGACAGGCUCUUGGUCCUCCUCCAUCCCUUGCCUACUACAACGCUGAUGGGACGAAGAUGUCUGCUGCCCUCGGUUCGCUCCAUGCCACACUAGUUUACGGCAAGCUGUCUUGUACGGGCUGGAUAGAUGUGCAGGGUUCGUGGAACACCCCACUUCUGUCCCGUGAACACUGUCGUGCUUUGGGGAUCGUGCCUCACGACUUCCCUGCUCAGAUUUUCUCAGCACGAGGCAGUGUCGCCAGUGUAAGGGAGACGACAAACGCUCCAGCUCCACGUUCCAGCGUGCCUGCAUUACCUCUUCUCAGCACCACUUCCCCAGACGCAGCGAAGGAGUACUUCUUGAAGGAGUACCAGGAUGUCCUCUUGACAAAGGAUUGCACACAGGAUGCUCCACUCAAGCCGAUGUCUGGACCGCCGAUGAGGAUCCACUUACGAGACGAUGCCCAGCCGUUUGCUGUCCACACGCCGAGGCUUAUUCCUUUGGCUUACAGGGACGCAGUGAAAGCUGAGCUGGACUCUAUGGUGGCACGAGGCGUUAUUGCUCCUGUUGGUGACGUCCCAUCUUAUUGGUGCCAUCCGAUGGUUGUUGUGCCGAAACCUGGUGGAGGUGUCAGGAUCACUACGGACCUGAGUAAGUUGAAUGCACAAGUAUCUCGGCCUGCACACCCAUCACCCACGCCUUUUGCAGCCAUCCGGAACGUCGAUGCCAGGGCACGCUACUUCACCACGAUUGACGCGUUGUGUGGAUACUGGCAGAUACCCUUGCAUGAGGACGACCAGGCCCUGACUACGUUCAUCACUCCAUAUGGGCGCUUCAAGUACCUCCGAGGUCCCAUGGGUUUCGCAGCCACAGGCGACGCCUUCUGCCUCCGAGGAGACAUCGCGCUAGAGGGAGUGCCACAGUGUGUCAAAGUCGUGGAUGACAUUCUCGUGUACGACGAGGAUUACUUCACACAUCUACGCCACGUUAACGACAUCUUGGCCAGAUGCCGAGCCCAUGGCAUCACUUUAAAUGCCAAGAAGUUUGUGCUGGCGGCUCCAUCAGUGUCCUUCUGCGGCUACAGGCUCUCCCAUGACGGCAUCGCAGCAGACCCUGACAAGGUUCGGGCCAUCACUGAGUUUGCUACGCCUGCUACGUUGACCGACCUUAGGUCCUUCAUGGGCCUUGUCAACCAGCUCGCCAGCUUCUCGCCCGACCUCGCUGCCACUGCUGCGCCUCUACGCCCACUUUUGAGCCCCAAGAAGUCGUUUGUGUGGACGCCCGACCAUGAGCAAGCCUUCCAACGUGUGAAGAUGGCCUUGGCCAGCCCACCAGUCCUUGCUGCCUUUGACCCUGCUCUCCCUACGACUCUGCAGACCGAUGCUUCCCGCCUGUAUGGGCUGGGUUAUACCUUACUGCAGGACCACGGUGGUGGACAGCAGCGUCUCGUCCAGUGCGGCUCACUUUCUUGA